CCGGAGGUGUCCAGCGCUGCCCGGCCCCGCCAUGCCCCGCUCCUUCCUGGUGAAGAAGCUGAAGGCGGAGGCGUUCCCGGCCGCCGGGGCCCCCGCGCCCCCCUACGCCCCCCUGGAGCCCCCCUACACGCUGCCCGGCCCCGCCGCCGGCGAUGGGUACCUCCAGCACUGCCUGGCACCAGCUGGCUACGACACAGACAAGAAGCAAGGUCUGCCACCACCACCGCCGGACCCAGCCUAUGCACCCGGCCACGAGGAGUACAGCGACCCCGAGAGCCCCCAGUCCAGCUUCUCCGCCCGCUACUUCAACGGGGAGGCAGCGGUGACAGACAGCUACUCCAUGGAUGCCUUCUUCAUCACGGACGGGCGGUCGCGCCGGCGCAGCGAGAGCCAGCGCCGAGGCAGCCACCGCCACUCCUGCCCCGAGUGCGGCAAGACCUACGCCACCUCCUCCAACCUCAGCCGGCACAAGCAGACCCACCGCAGCCUGGACAGCAAGAUGGCGAGGAAAUGCCCCACCUGCGGGAAGGCGUACGUCUCCAUGCCCGCCCUGGCCAUGCACGUCCUCACCCACAACCUCAAGCACAAGUGCGACGUGUGCGGCAAAGCCUUCAGCCGGCCCUGGCUGCUGCAGGGCCACAUGCGAUCCCACACUGGGGAGAAGCCCUUUGGCUGCUCCCACUGCGGGAAGGCCUUCGCCGACCGCUCCAACCUGCGCGCCCACAUGCAGACCCACUCCGCCUUCAAGCACUACAAGUGCAAGCAGUGUGAGAAGACCUUCGCCCUCAAGUCGUACCUCAACAAGCACUACGAGUCCGCCUGCUUCAAGGGCUCCGAACACAGCUGUGCAAUAGGGAACUAGGCCCCCAGCCCGCUGUGGCGCAUCCCCAUCUUCAUCCCUGUAUCCAAUCCCCAUCCCCAUCUCAUCCCGUGCCUGUCCCCAUUCCCAUCCACAUCCCACCCCAUCCCCAUCCCCAUCCCAUCCUGGUCCCAGUCCCCAUGCCAGCACUCCUGCAGCUGCAGCCAGCCAGUUUGAAGCUGUGCUGAGGCUGGAGGACACAUCCCUGCAGACUCACUCCCCACCUGGGAGAAGGAUACCCUACUGCUCCCUGGGAAGGGGGUACCCCGCAAUGGGACCCAGCUCCAAGCCUAUGGGUCCCCGAGCUCCCCCUGCAGCCAGGCAGGUUUCUCUGCAGGGGACUCACCUGGGGACCUCUUCCAGAUCCAGGAGAGAUUUCCUCCCCAGCUUGUGAUUUUCACCUUUAUUUAUUUAAUUUAUUACUAUUAUUUAUUUAGAGCUGCUGCUUCUCACUCCGGGGGAUCCCGGGGGAGAAAAGACACUUUUCUGCUCCCCACCAGGAGCAUACCCUCCCCUUGACCCUAACCCUGAUGGGACCAUGGGCAGAAGCUACUGCCGGCUCAGCAGGACUGACGGCCACUGAGGCUGACGGAGGGCAGGGCUACCAGUCACCCUUGGAGGCUGCGGUCCCUGCAGCCCACCACCCAGGGCACCCUGCUGCCCCCCUGCCCUCUGGCACUGUGUUCACCCUGGCACUGUGGCUCCACAGCCCCAGAGUUAGGGGAAGAGCAAGGGGCUCCCAGCAGAGAUCCAUGGGAUAUGUCCUCCGUUGGAUCCCAGCUCCUGGCUUGGCCAGGCACAACUGGCCUCCGCCACGGUGAUGGGCUGGGAAAUAGCCCCCCCAGACAGGUGCAGCCCCCCUUGCCGUGCGAAUGGCUGGGCUGGCAGCUGGGCUGGAGACCCAGCCCUGGGGCAGGCAGCACCCAAACCCCCAACUGCCCCCCCAUGUAGCCCUAACCCUUCCUCAGCCCCUUCUCCAGCCAACUCCCAGCUCCUCACCAUCACCCCCCCUGCCUGCGCUCAGGAGGAGGGGGUGAGAGUAGCCGUAAAGUUUGGGUGAGUCUAUUUAAAUGUUCUUAUUUAUAUUAUUUAUAACUUAUGCUUUUCACUAUUUAUUUGCCAAGACUGGCCAGGCCGGGCCAGCGCUGGCUCACAGGAGGUGGCAGAGCUGCAGCAGAGCUGCCGUGCCCAGGACAAGCCACGGUGGCACAGAUGGGGACAGGACCCUGAGAGUGGACAGUGCGGCGGGGCCUGGGGAGGGCACGAGCUGGCCCAGCAGCCUGGGCUCCACGCCCUGCAAGCCUCCCCCAAAGGCAAAGCGCUUCUCCUUCGUCUUCCUUACUGCCGCAGGCUCCUGCUUUGCUCCGUGCCCCGUGCCAGCCCGGUGGGGACAAACCAGCCACUCUAUGCAACCUCCUGGCGGAGCCUCCCCUCACCGGCCCCGGAGCGAGCGCCGUGCACGGCAUCCCGGAGCGGGGCCCGACCCACGCCUCCGCCUCCUACCUCGGGCCACGAGCUGCCACAGCCCCAUCACCCUGUGCCAGUCCUCGACACCUUGGGGCUCAGCCCGGCACAUCACGGGGCCGCACUCGUGCACCCCCACACCGUCUUCCUGCACCGUCUUCCUCCCUGCACCGUCUUCCUCUCGCCGCCUCGGUGCCCGCGUUGGUCACGGGCUCAGUGGGGAUGUCCCUGUCAUGCUCCUGCUGUGGCACUGUGGUCAUGCAUCCGCACCCCACGCAGGGGAUGACCAUCGCCCCGGCCAUGCAGGCACCCUCCGGGCUUUCCCCGUGAUGCCGGCGCCAUUCCACGGAGCGCGGCGUCCUGCAGCCGGCAGGCUCGGAGCACCGCGCCGCUGCCCCUCUCUCCUGUAAAUAGCAGAUACUACAGCAAUAAUUUUCCGUGCAUGAUAGAUUUUUUCUGCCAGGUUUUGUACUCGCCAGCCCCAGUACGACAAGUCUACUGAGAUCCGGCCGCCCGCAGUAUUACUUGUAACGCAAUUCAGGGAUAUAAAAGGGAUUUCUGCCACUAA
Neopelma chrysocephalum (saffron-crested tyrant-manakin) is the source of this 2891-nucleotide messenger RNA. RefSeq names its product scratch family transcriptional repressor 2 (gene SCRT2). Gene Ontology annotation, biological process: regulation of DNA-templated transcription. The transcript is spliced from 2 exons. Gene Ontology annotation, molecular function: DNA-binding transcription factor activity, RNA polymerase II-specific; RNA polymerase II cis-regulatory region sequence-specific DNA binding. Lineage: Eukaryota; Metazoa; Chordata; Aves; Passeriformes; Pipridae. The coding region runs from base 32 to 862 and encodes 276 amino acids. The record is from RefSeq and is a predicted model, not a curated record.